Molecule: messenger RNA, 351 nt
Organism: Suillus subalutaceus
Lineage: Eukaryota; Fungi; Basidiomycota; Agaricomycetes; Boletales; Suillaceae
Exons: 2
Coding region: 1-351 (116 amino acids)
Source: RefSeq, a predicted model, not a curated record
AUGCACCACCCUUCGCCUCACUCGCCCAAUUCGCAUCUACACCUACCCCAGGGCUCUGUAGAACGCGUAGCAGCAACAGUUCUAACCUUCUUUGAGCACAUAUGGAGUUCUUUUUUGGAGAAUGAGGAACAGGAGUUUCACCCGUUCACCAAUACCUUCGAUCAUGGCUGCAUUCGCCAGCUCGUCACUGACGAAUCGGACUCCCCACCGAAGCGUCCGCAUCGUCGUAUCACUCCCGGUUAUGGGUUGUUGCGCACGGUUCCAAUGGGUGGAGGGGAGUUCAUUGAUCUACAGCCUGAUGGGAAUGGUUUUGAUAUGCUGAAGGCGUUGAUAUUGAAGAAGAAAGAGUAG